AUGUCAAUACAAUCUAGAACCGACGUCGACCCCCAAACCGGGAAAAUUUUGCCUACAAUCCGGGUCGGGGCCCACCUGGGCCAGAUUUCCGACGCCCCGACCCGGGCGCCCUUCCACCGCCGCGCCCACUCCGAGACCUUCUUCCGCUUCCCCGACCUCGACGACAUCCUCGUCGACGGCGUCCUCGCCGACCUCAACCUCGAAACGCCGCCGUCUAUGCAGGCGCCGCAGCAGCAGCAGAAGAGGAACGACGGGCUGGCUCAUCUGCGGAGCCUCUCGGUGGACGCGGAUUUCUUCGAGGGGCUUGUGCUGGACGGUCCGCCGUCGGCUGAGGCGGCGCCGCCUGGGCCGCGGCACAGGCAUAGCAACUCCAUGGACGACUACUCCAGUGCGACGUCGUCGUGCGAGGUCGAUUCGAACGCGAAGAAGUCUAUUGCUGCGGAUAGGCUGGCGGAGCUCGCCCUGAUUGACCCUAAGAGAGCCAAAAAGGGCUGCUGUAUGUGCAGGAUAUUGGCGAAUAGACAAUCUGCUGCGCGAUCGAAAGAGAGAAAAACGCGCUACACGGGUGAGCUGGAAAGGAAAGUUCAAACCCUGCAAAGUGAGGCCACCACGCUCUCAGCUAAGAUCACAUUGUUGCAGAGGGACACAAGUGCGUUGACAGCUGAGAACAAGGAACUGAAACUGAAGCUGCAGGCCAUGGAACAGCAAGCACACCUCAGAGAUGCUCUGAAUGAAGCCUUGAGGAAUGAACUGCAGUGGCUCAAGAUUGCAGCCGGCCAAAUGCAUGGCUCCAAUGGGAGCAGCAGAGGGGCAUCCUCCCCAUUUUCACCACCCCAGCCUCCAACGCAAAAUUAUUAUGCGCAGCAGCAGCACACAAGCCCCAACAACGCAAACGGAGGGUUGAUGAUGCCUCUGAGGCAUAGUCAUUUGUCAAAGAGAAGUAUAUUAUCCGUUGUAUAUAAACAUCUGUGUAAAUGUAGUAUCUACAUACAUGCUAUUGAAUGGCUAUCAUGUGUCAUAUGACCACUUACGAAAUGUUCUUUGCCAGAAUAUGUAGCUCGUAUACAUAAAAAAUAUCCACAUUACACAUUAUUUGAAAUAAAUUUAGUCUCAUUCAGCUGGGAUGUUAAUUGGGUUGAA
Salvia hispanica is the source of this 1140-nucleotide messenger RNA. The record is from RefSeq and is a predicted model, not a curated record. NCBI's taxonomy places the organism in Eukaryota, Viridiplantae, Streptophyta, Magnoliopsida, Lamiales, Lamiaceae.